This is a messenger RNA of Sphaeramia orbicularis (orbiculate cardinalfish), 2351 nucleotides long. It is a transcript of the gene scg2a, whose product is annotated as secretogranin II a. NCBI's taxonomy places the organism in Eukaryota, Metazoa, Chordata, Actinopteri, Kurtiformes, Apogonidae. The coding region runs from base 113 to 1990 and encodes 625 amino acids. The record is from RefSeq and is a predicted model, not a curated record. Gene Ontology annotation, cellular component: secretory granule. The transcript has 2 exons.
GGAGCUGACCGCGGUGCUGAAACACACUCACUGCGAAGAGACAGACAGAGGCACAGAGAGAUGCUCACAUCACUCAAGACGCACGGAACAAACUAGUUACAAAGGCGUCACCAUGCCGUCACUCCCCAAGACCUCCACAACAAGCAAACCUUUCCUCCUCUGUUUUGCCAACCCCAUCCUCCUCUUCCUCCUUGCCCUCUUCUUCAGCUCCCCUCGAGUUCAAGGGGCUUCGCUUAGAGAGCACAGACUGCGGGGAAGUGAACCCGACUCCCCUAGAGGUGGAAAUGUCCACCUGGCUCCUAACGAGGACAUGCUCAAAGCCUUGGAGUACAUCGAAAACCUCCGUCAGAGAACCAGCACAGACUCCCAUCACCCCCCGGGUUACAGUGACAACGAGAAGAUGCGAGCCAUGCUGAGACUCGCCUCAAACCCUGUUCAAAGCAAGGAGCAGGGAGAUGAAGAAGAAGAGGAAGAGGGGAGGGAGGAUAAAAGUGAGGAGUUGCUUCAGGCUGUGCUCAGCACCCUCGAACAGUCAGAAAAGGCCUCCUCCAAACCACCUUCACUUCGUCCUGAUGGAGCAGCUACGGGCAUGAAGGAUGGUGUGUACCCCAGGAUGCAACUGAAGCAACAUGGCAUAACUCCUCACAAGAAGCUACCGUUAAUGUUUGAAGAUGAGGAAGAGGGUGAGGGAGACGAGGAGGAAGAUGCAGAUGCAGAGCAUGAGAACCCCUUCAAACGUACCAAUGAGAACGUGGAGGAGAAAUACACCCCUCAGAACCUGGCCACUCUGCAGUCGGUGUUUGAGGAACUGGGUAAGCUCACUGGAGUCAAGACCAACCAGAAACGACAAGAUGAAACUGAGGAAGAUGAGGAGGAAGAUGAUGAUAUAUUUAAUGUGAGGAAUGUCGCAUAUGAGGACGGGGAUCUCUUAGACUGGGGGCUACCACAAGAACAGGAGGAUGAGGAUGAAGAGGAAGUAGAGAGGGACAACAGACAUGAAAUUGAACGAGGCCUGGAUUAUUUUGAUGAUGACAAUGAAGAAAAUGAAGAGGAAGCUAAUGACGAAAGCUACCCAGUUAAGAGGUCAAAUGAGCCAAAUGAUGCUGCCAAUCUGGUGGACUAUUACCUCCUGAAAGUCCUGGAGAAAACUGAAGAGGAGGAGCAGAAGCGAGAGAUAGAGGAGGAAGAGGAGAGGGCUGAAAGGAGAGCGGCUCAGUAUAAAGAUAACAUUGACCCACGGGUUAUUUAUCAGCUCAUUCAGAUCUCCCAGAAGUACCAAAUUCCGCCAGAAGACCUCAUUGACAUGCUCAAGACGGGAGAGAACACAAGUCAAGACAAGCUACGAAAGAGUAAUGCAUUAGCAAGACCCGAAAACAAACUCUUUCAGACAUCCCCAAAGAAGAUGUACAAGACUCCUGAGGCGAAGUUCUACAGCAGACGCCUACCUGAGAGACAACGCACACCAGAGGAGCUGAGGACACAAGAGAUCCUGAACAUCCUUGGUUUAGGAGGCGUGGAGAACAACAACCAGGCUCCCCUCAGGAAGCAGAAGCAGCACAAAAGCUCACUGUCACGACUUUACACUCAGCCUACGUGGCGUUCAGGGGAAUCCGCUCCCACGCAGCGGCGCCUUCCCACCAAGUUAAAGGACGACUAUGAUGACACCGUGGAUGAGGACGAACUGGCAGCGUAUCUGGCCGCUCGAAUGUUGGCACAAUACCCUGAGCCUGUGUACAAAAGUAACAACAACAAGGCGAGCCAAAAGCGGGAUGAGGGCACCCAAACCAUGACUGGGUCUUUUGAACAGGCGAUACAGGAUUAUUUUGAUCAAAUGGACUCGGAUAAAACCCAGAAGAGACAGACAGAGGAUGACGAGAGGGGCGGGGCCGAGCAGAUGCAAAGCACUGACGAUGAGGCAGUGAUGAAAUUACUGAGCUACAUGACCCCAGAAACUGAAGAAAGUGAUACUGAUGCCAAAACUGCCCAGUGAAUCCAAAUAUCCAUAUACAUACAUAUACAGUAUAAUGUUUUGCUGGAGGGCGAAAGUGAAAAUAAAGUAUUUUGAAAAAUAAAACAUCCAGUUAAUCUUAGUUUAGUAUGUUUACAAAUGGUCUUAUUUAUUAGAGCAGAAAUAAGAGAGUUUGGACAUUAAUUUGAUGCUUUUUUUAAUGACUUUGUUGCUGAACAACACUUAAAAACAGGCCACCAGUACAUGUGACUCACCAGCCUUACAAUGCACACACAACCAGAUCAGUGUUGAAUCCCUUAGAUUCACUUGUGUUUUUUGGUAAUUAUUUCUUAAAUGUGGUCAUAAAUGUGACAUACCUGAGGUUAAUAAAGCAUUGACUUUA